Messenger RNA from Colossoma macropomum (tambaqui), 1449 nucleotides. Its product is annotated as CMRF35-like molecule 1. The coding region runs from base 277 to 972 and encodes 231 amino acids. The transcript has 6 exons. The record is from RefSeq and is a predicted model, not a curated record. NCBI's taxonomy places the organism in Eukaryota, Metazoa, Chordata, Actinopteri, Characiformes, Serrasalmidae.
GUGUAGGUGCUGUAUCAGAAUGUGGGGGUGCUGUGUCAGAAUGCGGAGAGGUCGUACUUCUGCAGCGUCGAUGUUUCCUUUAAAGUGCUUCUCCUUCAUGCUUAUCGUGAGGAACUAGGAGUGGUCAGUAGCAUUCAUCUCUCAGAGCUCCUCUGCUGAGUCCUACAGCAGCACAAGACACUCGAGUGCAGAAACAGUCUGAAAAGAGUUAUACGCUGUGCUGAGUUCUGGCCUUUUAAGAAAUUCUUAAAGGAGGUUAGUGAUGUGUGGAGUAGAAUGCAAACUCUUCUGAGGAUUCUGUCACUGUUUCAGGUUCUGAUCUGUGUGGAAAUGAAGAACCAAUCUGGAAAUGUGUUUACUGGAACAGAAGGAGGCAGAGUGGAAAUAUCCUGUAAUUAUCCUGAUGGAUACCAAUAUGUGUCCCACUACUUUUGCCAUCAUCCAUGUGGUUAUUCUGAUGUUUUAAUUGAAACUCAGAAGGCUGAUAAAGUCACCUCUAAAGGCAGAUACUCUAUACUGAACAUUGUGUCUACACGGAGCCUUUCUGUCACUAUCAGAAACCUCAGAUUAGGAGACUCUGGGGUUUAUUACUGUGGAGUGGAUAAAUGGGGAAAAGACAGACUCAGUAAAGUAGAGGUCACUGUCAGGAAAGCAGUUACUCCUAAGCCCACUGCUGCUCCACUGUCCACUCUUCAGACCACUACAGACCUGUCCAGUGUGUCCACAGUCACAAAGAUUACUGCAGAUUUUUCCAGCAAAUAUGAACAAGCAGCAUCCACAACACAGUCCACACAUCCCUCAGUCCUGCAGGAGCUUCCUGUAUAUGGAGGGGUGCUUGGUCUGUUCCUGUGCUGUGCUCUUGUGGCUUUUGUGGUUCUCUACAGAAGACCAUCUAAUGCACACGCAACACCUCUUGUGCUGCAAACAUUUGUGCAAACCCUGCCUGUGCAAACGGAAAGUACACUACGCUGAAAAAGCCAGAGCGACGACCCACUUCUAAAGAUGUUUCUGAACACGGCAAACUUUCCAGUUGCACAUCUACACUGCCCCCACAGAAAGACAUUCACAAAUUCAGAAAGGGGCUGAACCACAGCACCACUGUGCAUUUAAUAUGUUUAAAGAGUACGGUUGUCAGUAUGGGGGGAGGUGUAACAGUGUGACUUGGCCUUGACUUCCAGGCCAUUGAUCUCAGUGGUAGUGAAACUAUGGAUAAUCAUGUCUACAAUAAGAUAUUUCAUUCUAUUAAACAUACAUUACAUUGUGAUAAAGAUGUACAUAAUAUGGACAAAACCAUGUGUAUAGUCCUCAUAAUGAGUGAAUUCAGUUAGUUUAAAGUGCACCCAUUACACAGGUGUUCACUUGUGCACACAGAUUCUGAUGUCAAACUCCUUGUUAAUUCCUUUGCUUUCAGAUAAGCAGGUGUCUACAAACUUUUGGACAUCAGUGCAC